AUGGAUUCAUCAAAAAUCUGCACCUAUUGGGACCAUACGUUCGCAUGGACGCCCCUUCAUCAAACGAGGGAACAGUUGCGUUCAAAGAUGCACACUUAUGACAGGCUUGGGGAUGAAUGUAUCGACCAGAUCAACGAUAUCGGCCGUCAGGUAGUUAAUCAAGACAGGCAAAAUGAUCCAGACAGGAAGUUACCCGAUUUGGAUGUGUACAUCAUGCUGAAGGAUCACGCAAAAGAUGAUCCGAAGCUUAGUGAACUCUGGGCACAAGUCAACACAGUGCCGGACUGGGUUGAGUGGCAGCAGAUCAAACGGGGACAGGAGGUGUUCUUCCGUUAUGGGCUUCCCAUCCUGAACGUGCUGAACUUCGAAAGCCUCUUGGGCGGCAUGGGCUCACCAAGUGUCGUUAAGGCCUUAACCUUAUGUGGAGGCUUCAACCAUAUAUAUGUCGUGCGGAAGAGACUACUGGAGACCCUACAGUUUAUCCUUCAAGUCUCUGAAUCCGUUGACGCAAUGAAGCCAGGCGGUGUCGGUAACAUCUCAUCCAUCCGCGUUCGGCUGCUGCAUGCUUAUCUUCGCUCCUUGAUUUGUGUUCGGGAAAGGUAUGACAAGGAGAGGUACGGAGUCCCUAUAAAUGACCUUGACAGCCUCGCAACAAUUAGCAGUUUCUCGUCUAUCAUCAUCUGGCUUGGCCUCCCCCGGCAAGGUAUUUGGCUCCGCAGGCAAGAGAUGGACGACUACCUAGCUCUCUGGAGGCUGGUAGCCUACUACCUAGGGGUUCCAGACGAACCUUUUGCUAGCCAGCAAACCGCACGAGCGCUAAUGGAGUCUCUCCUUGUAUCGGAGGUAGAUCCUAUAAAAAUUGGUAGAGUCCUAGCUCGUAAUAUACUCCGCGGCCUGGAGAACAAAGCCCCAGCGCAUGCUUCAAUGGGAUUCAUGGAGGCUAUGGUUCGACGACUGAAUGGGAAGCAACUCUCUGAUAGCCUUCAAAUCCCUCAGCCCACGCUGUACUAUCGGGUUCUGAUAUACGGGUACUGCUUCUUUGUCAUGGCGUUAGCAUAUGGCACCCGAUUGUUUCCGAAGCUCGAUCAGAGGUUUAUCGCGUAUCGUCGUCGAUACUAUUACACCAUGAUAACCGACCGAGAGAAAGGGCUUGGAGGCGAGUCGCUCUUUGACUUUGUAUACAAGCCAUCUCAUGCAGGGCCGCUCUAUAAAGCAGUGACGGUCAAGGAGGAAGAAAAGAUUCCGAAAACAUCGCGACGCGGCAUUGAAGCACUGGCCCGAGUGGGUCUUGUGGCUGCAUUUAUUACUGUUGCGACUUUGCUCGGUGGGGGAUUCUAUGUGAUUCGUAUGGUGAUGCGAGUAUUCUCUCCAAAGAUAAGAUAUUAA
Aspergillus costaricaensis CBS 115574 is the source of this 1386-nucleotide messenger RNA. RefSeq names its product oxygenase MpaB family protein. The transcript is spliced from 4 exons. The record is from RefSeq and is a predicted model, not a curated record. Bases 1 to 1386 code for a protein of 461 amino acids. NCBI's taxonomy places the organism in Eukaryota, Fungi, Ascomycota, Eurotiomycetes, Eurotiales, Aspergillaceae. Gene Ontology annotation, molecular function: oxidoreductase activity.